GACGCCAACUCAGCUGUUUAAAUUUUGUCGACGCGUUUAAUAAACAAAUAGAAGGAAUUAGUUUUCAUCAAAUUUUCUUCUUUCAAUUCAAAUAAAAUGGAUAUAGAAAACGAGCGUGUGCUUAAGCUGAUUUUUCCUGAUGGCCUUCCAGAGAAUUUACACGACAAUCCAGAGCUCUACACGUACUUGGCCAAUUUAGGCACAUACAAAGUGGAUCAAUUGAAGAAGGAACAAACCCGCUUGGCUGAUGAAAGCAAACGUAUCGUUGAGCAAACACAAGAAUUGGCGAUUUCCAAUUAUAAAACAUUCAUACACACAGCAGAAAAUUCACGUUCCAUAUACACGGAAUUCCAGAAUACGGAAGAGCAAGUGGGCACAUUAUUGGAAAAAUUGCCAAUUUUCACGACAGAAUGUGAAAGUUUUCUCAGCAAAGCGGAAGAUAUCAAUGAAGAUAGACGUAUUAAUACGAUAACUUUGAAGAAAAAUGCACAACUAUUGGAAAUACUAGAAUUGCCGCAAUUGAUGGAGCGUUGCAUACGCGAGGGACGUUAUGAAGAAGCGCUCGAGUUGGCGAGUUAUGUGCAAAAACUGGGACAUAAUCAUAGUGAUAUAGCAAUAAUAAAGAGUAUUGUACAUUCCGUAGAAGCAUUGUGGCAUACUAUGUUGGUGCAGUUGGUGGCACAGCUGCGUACAGACUUACAACUGCCCAAAUGCUUGCAAAUUGUAGGUUAUCUCAGGCGUAUGCAGGCAUUCAGUAAUAAUGAAUUGAAAUUGAAGUUUCUGCAAGCGCGCGAUACAUGGCUAAUAAACACUCUCAAAGCUAUAGCCAAAGAUGAUGCUCAGCAACAUUUGACGAAAACCAUUGAGGUGACGCGUAUUAAUUUAUUUAACAUCAUAACACAAUAUCGCGCAAUUUUUCCCGAUGAAGAGCCAAGUGUUGUGUCGGCCACCAAACCAAUGCAAGGUGUAAGCUGUGAAGGGGAGCGUCUAUUCCAUGCUUGGUUGCAUAAGAAGAUCGAUGACUUUCUGCAAACGCUCGAGUCUGACCUGUCACGCGGCGUGAGCUCUUUUGACACCGUACUCGGCCAGUGCAUGUACUUUGGUUUGUCUUUUAGUCGCGUUGGCGCUGAUUUUCGUGCACUUAUGGUACCAAUUUUCUUGCGUGUCAUAAGAAGAAAUUUCGAUAGCGCAAUUUCUACGGUUAAUCAAAGCUUCGGACAGGAGCUGGAACGUUAUACGCUCAUCAACAAAGUGACGCUACACGCACGCGGUCAUAAAGUGGAUGCAACAACUGCUGGGGACACAACAACGCAAGACUCUUACGCACCACCAGAAACCCUACUGGACUUCCAUCCGCUAGCCUCACUCUGCAAUGGCUACUUAAAUGCCUUCAACGAUUUACGGCUCUGCGCGCCCAUCGCUUUGGCGAAUGAUGUAACGCGUGUGUUACAAACUUCUUUGGAAUUUGUGGCUACCAAAGUUUUGGCAUUCUAUCGGCAAGAACAACAGGCUUUCACCAGUGCUGAGCGCGAAACCUUUGUGAAAUUAUGCUCUUGCCUGGCUUAUGAUCUGAUACCAUAUGUGCAACGUUGCAUACACGCUAUAUUUCCACAACAAACGCUCACCAAUCAUUUGGGCAUUAAUUUGCUCACGCUCGAGCAGGAGCAGAUUACAUAUUUACAACAACAAAAGAUUUUAGAGCCACUGAAGCAUUUGUUACCAAGCAGAAUACCAGAAGUAUUGCUUAAGCAGGAGCAAACGUCCACUGUGAUGGAGUCGCAGGUGGUUGUUAGCGCGGAGGGUUAGAGUGAUGAGAUGUGACGAUUUUCCACUGAGCUCCUUCGGCAAGUUGAGGUGCAAGAAAUUGGCAUAUAUGUAUACCCAAUAUAAAGUCAAAAAGUCUUACAAUUAUACAAAAAUAUAUAUAUAAAGAAUAUGCAUAAAUAUAUAAUUACUUGCAAAAAUAUAUACAAACAUAUAAUGUCCACUGGUGUAUGCAUUAAUCUCCACACUCCAACUGACCACAAAUGUCAAAUUCAUAUGACUCACAGAGGCCGAAACCACCCUCACCGCACUUCAUACAUAUUAAUAUGUAUCAUAUGUAAGUUUAUAUGCUUGUAUAUGCUCACAGCUACACAUACAAAUAUAAAUGUACAUUACUGUAUUACAAUAGCAAAUACUAUAUAAUGUAAUUUAUGAAUUACAAUUAAAAAGGAAAAAUUAGCCACAUGAGCUGAAGCGCA
Messenger RNA from Ceratitis capitata (Mediterranean fruit fly), 2243 nucleotides. RefSeq names its product conserved oligomeric Golgi complex subunit 8 (gene Cog8). Gene Ontology annotation, biological process: intra-Golgi vesicle-mediated transport. The record is from RefSeq and is a predicted model, not a curated record. The transcript is spliced from 5 exons. Gene Ontology annotation, cellular component: COG complex. NCBI's taxonomy places the organism in Eukaryota, Metazoa, Arthropoda, Insecta, Diptera, Tephritidae. The coding region runs from base 97 to 1806 and encodes 569 amino acids.